AUGACGAGCAAUAAUACAUCAAGCUCACAUCCUCUACAAGACGCAGAGUUACCAACAGGCUCGGCGCCAUCUAAUAAUAUGAUGAGCCAAGCGCUUUCCUCGGGGUGGGUGCUGAGGUCCGACACCAAACCCAACAAUAAGAGAGCUUUGGACCUACAGGUAGCCUCAGCAAAACAACAGAAGCGGCGAUGCAACAUACCUGUUCUAGAAGGAGAGGCUGGAGAGGACGGAGUUGUCGUUGGCGGAAUUCUGAAAGUGAAGGCAAAACACAGAGACCUAGCACAAGCUUUUCUCAUAAGAGAUGAUGGCACAGACUUGGUGAUUCCGCACGAGGUAUUUCUCCGCGUUCUCGAUGUUCUUUACAAAAAGGAUGACAUCGCGACGUUGAUUUGCCUGGGGCUUGCGAGGAAAGUAUUUUGGUGCUAUAAAAAGCGACAGCAUCAUCGCAAUUACUCAAAGCUUUCACCAUUGACUAAGAUAACGUUGGCACCACGUUUGCAUGAGUGGAUGGGCUUGAGUUAUCGAAUCGCCUCAAAGAGAACGUUGUCACUUGCAGCCCGCAAUCAAUGCAACGUGAUGUAUCUAUCACGGCAGGUUUACGGCAAGAGAGGUAGCGACGAGGAGACUGCCAUGACUGGCAGAUACCACACUCGUAUUAAUCUACAGAUUCCACAACCAGGGGUUCGAGGAUGGCCUCUUUACAGAACGCUUGUCUCACCAUUCGGCGAAGGUGUCGAGUGGUACGAAAGAGCACUCAAUGAUAUCUUGCAGCGAGCAAAGCUCUGGAGGCAAGGAUCAGGAGUUCGUUGGGACGAAGCUUUGGAUCAUUUCUGGAGCAGUUACUUCUCUGACCCUUUUAAAGAGUGGGUAGGAGACUACACGGAGGAAGGGGAGCACACCGAUGGUGGUCAAUAUGAGCUUUUCGCUGCGAAACAAAAGUUCGAAGCAUGGGAAGAGCAGUUCCUGGAAGGAUAUCGGCUAUGGGAGGAGGAAGACGAUUAA
Molecule: messenger RNA, 1002 nt
Organism: Botrytis porri
Lineage: Eukaryota; Fungi; Ascomycota; Leotiomycetes; Helotiales; Sclerotiniaceae
Exons: 2
Coding region: 1-1002 (333 amino acids)
Source: RefSeq, a predicted model, not a curated record